CCGGCGCGGACCCUCGCCCUCCGGGCGCACAGCUCAUCGCUGGCGCAGCCUUUGGCCCCCGCAUCAGUCAUUAACGGGCCAGCUCCGGCUGCUGCGGCCCGGGGAGGGGGGAUGGUACGGAACUCGAGACAGGGGACAACUCUAUCCCCCGUGGCGGCCGCGAAACACUAGCCGGGGAGGCCCCCGCCCUCCCUUGGAGCGGCUGCUCAGAGGCUCGCGUCUUCUCUUGAAGCUGCAGCGACGCCCCCGGCGGGUGCACAAAGGCUCCGACGGCGGCCGGCGGGGACUGCCGAGCGCGCGGGAGCCGGCGCCAGAGGUCGCCUGUGCGCGCCCUAGCCAAGCCCCGGGCACCAUGCCGCGGCGCCUGCAACCCCGGGGCGCGGGCACAAAGGGCCCGCCGGCCGCCAGCGCGGCGGCUUCGGAGGCUGCCUCGCGCCCCCACCCCUCCGGGGACCCCGCAGCCUCGGCCAGGCCGCUGCUGCGCUGGGACGAGGUGCCCGACGACUUCGUGGAGUGCUUCAUCCUGUCGGGCUACCGGCGGCUGCCGUGCACGGCGCAGGAGUGCCUGGCCUCGGUGCUGAAGCCGACCAACGAGACGCUCAACUUCUGGACGCACUUCAUCCCUCUGCUGCUGUUCCUGAGCAAGUUCUGCCGCCUGUUCUUCCUGAGCGGCCGCGACGUGCCCUUCCACCACCCGUGGCUGCUGCCGCUGUGGUGCUACGCGUCAGGGGUGCUGCUGACUUUCGCCAUGAGCUGCACGGCGCACGUGUUCAGCUGCCUGUCGCUGCGCCUGCGCGCCGCCUUCUUCUACCUGGACUACGCGUCCAUCAGCUACUACGGCUUCGGCAGCACGGUGGCCUACUACUACUACCUGCUGCCUGGCCUGAGCUUGUUGGACGCCAGGGUGAUGACCCCGUACGUGCAGCAACGCCUGGGCUGGCACGUGGACUGCACGCGCCUCAUCGCCGCCUACCGCGCGCUGGUGCUGCCCGUAGCCUUCGUGCUGGCCGUGGCCUGCACCGUGGCCUGCUGCAAGAGCCGCACCGACUGGUGCUCUUACCCGUUCGCCCUGCGCACCUUCGUCUUCAUCAUGCCGCUCAGCAUGGCCUGCCCCAUCAUGCUCGAGAGCUGGCUUUUCGACCUGCGCGGCGAGAACCCCACGCUCUUCGUGCACUUCUACCGCCGCUACUUUUGGCUGGUGGUGGCCGCCUUCUUCAACGUGAGCAAGAUCCCCGAGCGCAUCCACCCAGGCCUCUUUGACAUCAUCGGCCACAGCCACCAGCUCUUCCACAUCUUCACUUUCCUUAGCAUCUAUGACCAGGUGUACUACGUGGAGGAGGGCCUGCGCCAAUUCCUCAAGGCGCCGCCUGCCGCGCCCACCUUCUCAGGCACCGUGGGCUACAUGCUGCUGCUGGUCCUCUGUCUAGGGCUGGUCAUCAAGAAGUUCCUAAACAACUCCGAGUUCUGCAGUAAAAAGUGAGCCUCUGCCUUGGAGGAGGCUGCCGUUUGGCCCACCUGUUUGGUCGGAGUUUCUGUUGUUGCUAUUGUUGGUUUGUUUUCAAGUUUCGUUAUGUUUCCUUCUUUGCUCGAGGAGGGUGCUGCAAAACCACAGGGGAAAAGUCCACUGCAACAAGGGGGUCUCGGUGCAUUGGGCUUUGGAAGAGGGAGGCGGGUCAAGCAGGAGGGCGAGGGCCGCUGGUUCUUGCUCCUGGGAAAAAAUCAGGUAGUGUCUGUGACAUCCAGGGAUUUUUCAAAGGCAGCGAAUAAAAUCCCAAAUAAAACCCCGAACA
Molecule: messenger RNA, 1790 nt
Organism: Equus caballus (horse)
Lineage: Eukaryota; Metazoa; Chordata; Mammalia; Perissodactyla; Equidae
Gene: PAQR9
Product: progestin and adipoQ receptor family member 9
Cellular component (GO): membrane
Molecular function (GO): signaling receptor activity
Source: RefSeq, a predicted model, not a curated record